AUGCGGCAGUUUUCGACAGUGGUGCUCUUGAAAGUCUUGCUUGCCGGAUGUGCUGAUGCUAAGGCUGCUGAGGAUUGUGUACAAAAGGUCAGGACGGAUGGACAGUGGCUACUCCAGCAACACAGCCGCCGCGGCCAAUUUCAGAGCGACCUUGGGGUGAAUUCCUUGGCCAACCUCACCCCUUCGGAACUGAUGCCGUGUCCAGGCGCAACCCUGGUGACAUCAUGCAUGAGCCUGGCAGACUAUGAUGCAAUCGUGUCUGCAGUUCGUGGAGCCUUGGAAUCUCUUCCUGCGAUUUGCACUGCCUCGAAUUGCCCACAGGCCGAUUGGGCUGCCUGUGUUCUUCGUAUGGCAGGGCAUGACUUCAUGGACUUUGCUGCUGGACAAGGAGGCUCUGAUGCUUGCACGGAUAUGGCUGACCCAGACAAUGGUGGCUUGCCUGCCUGCCUUGCUACCGGUGAACAUGGCAUUGCUUUGCUUGAUAUCUACCAGCAGUUCUGUGUGGAUGUAUCUUUGGCAGAUUUCCUGGUGAUCGCAGCAGAAGCAGUGAUCCUAUCAACCAGAGCCAGGCAUAUAGCGAGCAACCCGACAGCUCCUCCUUUGAAUCUACGCUCGAGCUUUCGCUUUGGCCGAGUCACAGCCACAUCAUGUGAUUUUGCCGCAGGUCGAUUGCCCAACCCAGAGCGUGGCUGCCAAGCAGUUGAAGAUACCUUCGUCAAUGCUCUUGGUUUGUCAUGGACAGAAGCAGCAGCAUUAAUGGGAGUCCACACCCUAGGCCGUGCAGAUGUCAGCAAUUCGGGAUACCACGGAUGGUGGAGUGAUCCAGAGAACUCCAGGCAAUUCAACAACAAUUAUUACGUCUCACUGCUUGCAAAAGGUUGGAUUCCGGAAUUGGCUGUCGGCGGAAAUUCUGGUAAGAACCAAUGGGAGCGUAGUGACAUUGGCCGCGACACCACCUUUGAUGGACACGAAAUGAUGUUGAACACAGACCUUUGCCUGGCAUACAGUGAAAAUGGACCAGUCAUAGCAACAGAGCACGACUGCUGUGCUUGGUUGACUUCUGAUACCAUUGCGGAUGCAGUAGCAAACAACGGCGGAGAGUACUGUGGUGGCAACCCUGGACGAGGUGAAAGAGGACAGUGCUGUGGAAAUCAAAAUAAUGACUGCGGGAAUCGAAACAAUCCCAGUGGUCCUGCAGCAGAUGCAAUUCUCCGUUUCGCAGCUGAUGAAGCAGCGUGGCUGGAGAGUUUUACUCGCGCAUGGCUCAUUGCCACGGAGAAUGGCCAUGCUGAGCUGCGCCCACUUGGAAGCUGCACCACCGUGGAGACAACAGAAAUUUCAAGCACAGAGACAUCGACAACGACUGCAACAACGACUACGUCCACGACUACAACCACGACCACAUCUGUCACUACGGCUGUCACAACCACUACUGCACCAGCCACAACCGCCACAACCGCCACAAGUGCCACAAGUUCAUUUGUGAGUACAACCAGCACGACCACGCCCGUUGCAACAACAUCUACAACCACUGAGACUACCACAACUACGCUCGGGACCACUGUGACAAGUACGACAACCACAACUGGUCUCCAGCUGUUGCGUGGUUUCACUCUGGUUGAUGGCAUUGACAGAGCAUGCGAAGGUGAUGGUGACACGGCCGUUGUUGCCGCCGCAAAUGCCGCAGAGUGCCAGGAGAAGUGCCGCGACAUGGACGGUUGCCGCGGAGUCUCAUUUGCAGCUGCCCGCUGCGAGCUUUGGGCGGACAGGAUUCAGGAGACUGUGCCGCAAGCUGGUUCACUUUGCUUGCGUUUCCGUCGUCGCAGAGGCAAAGGUGGCAGAGAUUCAUAG
Molecule: messenger RNA, 1851 nt
Organism: Cladocopium goreaui
Lineage: Eukaryota; Dinophyceae; Suessiales; Symbiodiniaceae
Source: the annotation of a GenBank genome assembly